GGCUGAAUUCAGUGUCGCCUGUGUCGCCGGCCGCGUCACCCGAAAAAAAAAGUUUACGAUUCGGUGAACUGUCAGAAUUUGGCGCGCGUUUAACUUUUGUGUGUUUUUGGUGUCAUGGAGUGCAAUGGAUAAUAUUAUUAUAUUACACUUUUUAACGUUCUAAAAUGAUAUUUAUUUAAUAUUAUUAUGGAAGAAAGUGCUUUAAAAGUGUUUUAAAGUGUAUUUUGCUCAAUUUAACUAAGUAUUUAAAGUACAUUUUAGUGUAAAACUUAAACGAAAUUCAAUAAAGUAAGACGUAAUCGUAAAAGUACUAAGAAAUACUAAAAAGUUUCGAACAAACCAAUGGAUAUUGUUUAAAAAACCACGUGUGACGUUGAAAAAAUAUAAACUUAUUUCAAGUAAAACCUAUUAAAAAUGAGUUACAACACAAUUUACGAUAGUUAUAACAACAAUAACUACAAAGAUUAUGAAUUUCAAAAAGAUGAAAAAGAAAUGUUAAACGAACAGUGUUGCCAAGUGAAAAAUGAGCAUAAAAACGGGGAAAUCAUGGAGGAGAAAGAGGAUGGUCAUGUCCAACACGUUCUGGGGCCCAGCAGAAGAUGUUUAGCUUGGGCUUGCAAAGCCUGUAAGAGAAAGACUGCGGCAGUCGACCGACGGAAAGCUGCAACACUGAGAGAGCGGCGGCGGCUACGCAAAGUAAAUGCAGCCUUCGAAGAGUUACGCAUCAGAGCGCGAGCUGGUAGCGGGAGACUGCCCAAGCUGGAGAUAUUACGAGCUGCCAUACAGCAUAUAGAGAGACUGCAGGCUGCUUUAAGAGCUGCUGCUGUGUUGGAGUCUGAGAGCUGCAAGAGUUACAUGGAGUCACCCGUGACGUCACAACGCACUUAUGAGACGAGAGACUUGAAGACAGAGAAAGAAAAACCCUUCCUAAGCAAUGACACAAGUUCUUGUGGAGUAAACAGUUUAGCUAGGUUAAGAUGCAUCGUGCAAGCACUUUCUAGUAAUAAAGAUACACCAUGACAACCUUAAUUUAUAAUUAUAAAUAUUUAUUUAAAAAUACUAGUAAACAGAUGACAUUGCCUUAAUCGAAUGAAGCGCCACCUACUGAGUGUAAAUUGUCGACGAAAACUAUUAAGGAAGCUACUGCAUGUAAAGACAUUUAAUAUUUUUUAAACUAAAAUAUUGUUCUUAGGUUUUGUUACUAAAUAAGUAGAAAAAUUCAGUUAAUUUCGCGCGUACUUAAUAUCGAGGCAUAAGCUUAGAUCACGACUACCGUUUAGCUUGCUCCCGUCGGAAUUUUACAUAACUUGCUACUCUUUUUUAUGGUAAAAGUUGGUAAAAGAGCAGACGGAUCAUUUGAUGGUAAGCAAUCUUCACCGCCCAUGUACACCCAUAACACCAGAGGCGUUACAAAUGCGUUACCGGCUUUGGGGGUUAGGAAUGUAAGGGUUGUUGGGGAAUCGGGAAUUGGGAAGGAGGAUAAUUGGGCCUACGGUAACCUCACUCACACAACGAAACACAACGCAAGCGUUGUUUCACAUCGGUUUUCUGUGAGGCCGUGGUAUCACUCCGGUCGAGCCGGCCCAUUCGUGCCGAGGCAUGGCUCUCCCACACUUAAAACUCGCAGUGGUUAUACAGUCUGUCAGUCACUCAAUCACCAAGAGCUUUUAUAAUGGAGAUGUCCAUUCGCAAUACAUAAUAUUUUUGUAGUGCAAUAUCGAUAAAACUAUUUAUAGAAUAGUUUUGUUAGUCACACCGUUUAUAACUCGAAAACGGCGGGUCAGAAAUUCAUCAUCUUUGAUUUGUUAGAUGCGUCUCCGCCCUGAAUAGCUGAAGAGCUAUUAAAAUGUUUGAAAACAUUUCACUAAUAAGAUUUCUUUAAAUUUUUUUACGUGAGUACUUUGAAGAUUUUAAUAGUAAAAUUGUUGUAAACUAAAAUCCGUUGCGUGCGAUGCGUACGAUACGGACCUGUGGACGCGUGCCUUAAAGCUCCUUAUAUUUGAGAAAGAAAUGAAUACCGUACCUACUAAAAAACGGAUAUAAUUCUGUCAAACCGUUGUCGAGUUAUUCAUAGCUAUUUUAUAAAUGGUGUAAAUAUUACUAUUAUUAUAUUAUUUUAUAGAUAGUCGUAGAUUAAUAUUUAUUAAUGUGAUGUUGACUGUAUUUAAGUUUAUAAUGCAAGAAAUACAAAGUCUAUGUUUGAAUAAUAGAUAGGUUGUGCCAGAAAUGCUCAAUAUUUGAGAAUAAAAAUAAUUUUAUAUGCUUU
Molecule: messenger RNA, 2266 nt
Organism: Spodoptera frugiperda (fall armyworm)
Lineage: Eukaryota; Metazoa; Arthropoda; Insecta; Lepidoptera; Noctuidae
Gene: nau
Product: transcription factor SUM-1
Exons: 4
Coding region: 415-1020 (201 amino acids)
Biological process (GO): muscle organ development; regulation of transcription by RNA polymerase II; positive regulation of myoblast differentiation
Molecular function (GO): RNA polymerase II cis-regulatory region sequence-specific DNA binding; DNA-binding transcription factor activity, RNA polymerase II-specific; protein dimerization activity
Source: RefSeq, a predicted model, not a curated record